CGGCACUCUAGAUGCCGGGACCCCCAUAGUACAACACACAUACACACACACACACAUACAUAGACAACUCCUCCAGCUGACACGGGUUGCCUUGCCUGGGACCGUGUAGGAUGGAGACGCGGCUCGGAGCGCUGCUGGCGGCCGGGGUUGUGCUGGGGCUGCUGGACGGGAUUUCAGGCUUGGUGCCGCUGAGCGACUUCUACCCGUUCGGGCUGGAGCACGGGGACUCGGUCAAUGCCAAAGUGGAUGAUGGAGGCUCGGGGCUGGUGGAGAUCUCGCUCGGCUUCCCUUUCUUCGGGGAGAAGCACUCCGGGCUUUACGUGAAUAACAAUGGGAUUAUAUCAUUCCUGAAAGAGGUUUCACAGUUCACUCCAGUGGCAUUUCCCAUCUCUAACGACCGACGGGUAGUGGCAGCGUUCUGGGCAGAUGUGGACAACCGGCGAGCUGGUGAUGUCUUCUACAGGGAGACGAAAGACCCUGCCAUACUGCAGAGUACAACAGAAGAUAUCAGGAGGUACUUUCCGGAGCUUGAGGAAUUCAACACCAAGUGGGCACUUGUGGCCACCUGGUACAAAGUGACAUUCUUUGGAGGAAGCACAUUCUCACCGGUGAACACUUUCCAGAUUGUCUUGGUCACAGAUGGAGAAUUAUCCUACACCAUCUUCAACUAUGAAAAUAUCACCUGGACGACGGGGAUGCAUGCCAGCAGCGGAGGGGACUUCGCCGGUCUUGGUGGCAUUGCUGCCCAGGCAGGUUUCAACGCUGGAGAUGGGAAACGCUACUUCAACAUUCCCGGAUCACGCACAGAUGACAUCGUGGAUGUCGAGACGACAACGAAUGUUGGCGUUCCCGGACGUUGGGUAUUCCAGAUCCACGACGCACAAGUGGAAGUUGGGGGCUGCAACAAUUCAGCUUCAGUGUGCUUGAACCUGCGACCGUGUCUCAAUGAUGGAAGGUGCAUUGACGAUUGCAUCACCGGAAACCCAUCUUACACGUGUUCAUGUCGUGCAGGAUUCACAGGCCGCAGGUGUCAGAUAGAUGUCGAUGAGUGCUCCUCAUAUCCCUGUCACAACAGUGGGACAUGCAGAGAUGGACAGAAUGCCUUCACCUGCCAGUGCCCUGCUGGGUUCACAGGACUGCUCUGCGAAACAGAUAUCGAUGACUGUGUAUUGAAUGAAUGCCAGAAUGGAGCCACAUGUAUCGAUGGGAUUGCCAGCUACCAGUGCGAGUGCUUGGUUGGGUUUAUUGGAAAACACUGCGAAAUUGUUACAGCUGACACUUUAUGUAACACCAGAGAGUGUCUAAAUGGUGGUGUUUGUGACACAGAUAAUGGAACUGCAGUCUGUAUCUGUCAGAAGGGCUACACAGGGGAAAACUGUGAAAAUGAGACUAGUAACUGUGACUCCAACCCGUGCUUGAAUGGAGGACAGUGCAUCGACCUGCUCAGUAAUUACACAUGUCUAUGCCCAGAAUCAUACACAGGAAAACACUGCGAGACAGGUGGGCCCACAGUUGCCCCGAGCAUCUGUCAGCCAAACCCAUGUCAGAAUGGGGGAAAUUGCAAGAAGAAUGAUGAUGAUGAUGGUUACCUCUGUGACUGUCCUGAAGGAUUUACCGGCCGUGACUGUGAGAAUGAGGUGCUGCAGCCCUGCAAUGCCCACCAUCAGUGCCCGCAUGGCGCCUCCUGCACUGAAUACGGAGGGACCUAUCGUUGUAUCUGCCCACAAGGACCUAGUGGGAAAGACUUGAUGCCAUCCCCCUGUGACUCAGACCCCUGUCAGAGAGGAGGAACUUGCAAUGAACAGGAUGGCUCCUAUACCUGUCAGUGUCUACCAGGCUUCAGUGGACAACGCUGUGAAAAAGAAAGACUCCGCUCUUGUGCGUCCAAUCCAUGCCGGAAUGGUGGAACCUGUAAGGAGGCUCAUGGAACUUACCAGUGUAUCUGUUUGUAUCGCUUCACUGGCAAGAACUGUGAAACUGGUAAACCAGAUCCGUGCUCAUCCAGUCCAUGUCAGAACGGGGGCACCUGCUUCCAUUAUAUUGGUAAAUACAAGUGUGAAUGCCCAAGAGGCUUCACUGGACGGCAUUGUGACACAGAGGUGGACUGUGGGAUUCCCAGCGAGGUGAAACACGCUGAAGUGCUCAUCUCUUCGACCAAGUACGGCUCGGUUGCUCAGUACAUUUGUGAAGCUGGAUACGGACUACAGCCGAGCCCAGGAGAGAGUACCUGUCGAUUGGAUGGAAGAUGGAGUGAAGCACCAACCUGCGAGGUUGUGAAUCCCUGUGUUCUUAAUCCCUGUGGUGCUCGUGGUUUCUGCCGCACCGUGAAUGAAUCAUACAUCUGUACUUGUAAAGUUGGAUACUCAGGAAAACACUGUGAUGCAGAACUUGCCCCACCAGCAGCACUGAAGGUGGAAAGAUCAGAGGGUAAUGAGAUUGAAAUCUCGUGGCAAGCCCCAGGGAUCGACAGUGCACAGGAGCUGAUUGAUGGCUUUGCAGUAACCUACACAUCCUACGAUGGAAAAGUGCGCAAGACUGACUUUGUCAACAAAAGCAGAUCACGACAUCGGCUGAGGCCGCUGUCUCCGGGAAGACUUUACAACAUCUCCAUAUUUUCAGUCAAGCGCAAUGUCAAUCAGAAUGAUAUCAGCAAGCCUGCUGUACUCCUCGUGUGGACAAAACCUGGUCCCAUUGGAAACCUCUCUGUAGUGAACACUACUGCCUCCAGCAUAUCCGUCACCUGGUCUUUACACAACCCAAAGCAAUCCAUUGUCAGCGCUGUCCAGCUCACUCUGAAGUCCCCUGACUCAGCUGAAGAAACAACUGUUUUGCUGGGGUCUAACAUCACGCACUACACAUAUCGGGACCUUUCUCCGGGAGUAUUUUACACAGUGGAGGCCGUGCCACAGAUGAGCCUCGACACUCAGGAAAGCUUUUUGGAUGGUCUUGCGGCUCCACCCCUGCCCGUGUGGACACGGCCACUGCCUCCUCAGAACCUUGUGCUGGCUGGUGUCACAACAACAACAGCAAGGCUACGUUGGAAUAGCCCCCUGACUGGCCCAAGUAAUGGUUACAUUCUCAAUAGCACAACCCCCUGUGAAAUGAAAAGCCGCUACAUUCCCAAUGGAAAGUUAACGGCCUACACGCUCCGUGACCUUGCCGCUGGACGAAGGUACAAACUCGCACUAAUGGCAGUGCGGGACACAGAGAGGGGAAAGCUAUUAAGCGACCCUGCCUAUCUGGCCAUCAGCACGUUGAGAAUUCAAAGUAACACAAGGCAAGGGGAAACGCAAGGAGACUCAAGGGAGAAUUCCGAUCCUGAGGAUUGUGGCAUGUACAAUAAUCAGCUGCACAUCACACUGCAGCCUGAUGAGACGGAAACUGGCAAUGGAAGCUACGAGGACAAUUCCCAAAUCAUAAAGUACUCGGAGAUGCUGGACGGGAGGGGGAGAAUCAGUGCUACCUUUUCGAAUCUGCAGCGUAAUCCCAUAACUCUCCUGACACGCCCAGAGCCACCAAUCAAACUGGAAAACUUGGAAGAAUCGACAAACCGCAUCAGUCUGGCCUUGGAGAUCCAAGAAUCUGAGACCAACACUAAACCAGAUGAUCAAGGGGAAUGUUCCUCAAAUCCCUGUAAAAAUGGUGGUACUUGCGUGAAGGGGAUGGACUCAUACAUGUGUGAUUGUGAAACAGGAUUCAAGGGAAAACACUGUGAAUUAUUUUGUAAGAAGCUGCCUCACCCCUGCACACGCCUGUAUUCUGAAACUAAAUCUGUUCCAGUGUGGGAGGACAGUGUUUUCCAGCUUAAGUAUAAAAGAAUUUAUAAAGUUCAUCAGGAUACCUGCUACAAAGAGGUUUGUGAGCCUAUUGUACACAGAAAACCCAGAAACAGAAGGUUGUUCAGACAUUAACUAAUUACGGGGCCUUCUAGCUGAUACGAGCAAGGAGAUCAAAAAUCAGAAGACAACAGAAGAAUGGGUGCUAGUUACUCAAAUCCACCACAAGUUAACACAUUGUAAAGACAAGGCCACCCAUUCUAGAGUCAGCCAUAAUGUCCUAAAGUCACUUUGUUCAAUUUGGGGAUGUCAGAGUCGGAAAAUAAAACCAGGACAGCUGAAAUUUGAUCAACACAUAACUAACUGAAGAAGAUUGUGCGUGUGUGGAAGGAAGUGAGGGGAGAGCAGAUGCGCACACUCUUACUUGUCUUUGUGUUCAAGCAGAGAGAGGAGAGUGGGUGAACAAAUGAGUGAGUGAAUGCCCAUGGUACAUGGGUGCAUUUGAGUGUGAAUCUGUCUGUGUAUUCACUUCUGUGUGUCUGCUGUGUGUAAGUUCUUCAAGCUGAGAGGUGUGACUGCUGGGAAUUUGGAUUGCGUUGUCGUAGUGGUAGAGUGUGCAGAUUUCAAUCAGACAAGCGUGGCUCCAAUAUAUUGUGUAUAAUACAGAGCCCCUUAGACUGCCUGACAGCGUGCUUAAAACCCCUACCUCUCUUACUGUACCAGUGUGGUAUUUCCAUUCAUGUUAAGCUUAUGCUGGUUAGAAUUAAAAUAUUACAACAGUUCUGCAGCAUGCACUCAUCACUUAUUUGCUGGGACCUGGGUUGAGAUUUCCCAGACUGUCAUCUUGUAAAAUUCAUGGCUGGGGGUUAAGAAAACCUUUAGAUCCUUUUCCCUCUGUUGGAUGACACUAAUCACAUUGCAUCAAAGAGAGAAUACUUUAAUCCCAUCAGCAUGAGCUGCAUUUGAACCUUGGCCCAGAAUUGACAAUAGAGUACCAAAACAAAUGUGCUUGCUAGCCUGCAUUAGAGAAAGGAAUUGCAUUGAACCAUCGACUUUUACAGCUCAAAAAGUGACCAUUUCUGUCUGUGCCAACUCUUUGUUGGUACUCUCUAAAAAUAAUUCCACUGUUCACCUCCCAGAUAACCCUGCUUUGAAUGUUUAUCUUCCUUUUAAAAAUUGCUGCAGUCUUUCACAUAGCAUUAUUUUCCGUAGUUGUGACAGUUUUGCGUAAAUAAACGAUUCUCCUCGUCUCGUUUCCCACUCAGUUUGAGAUGGUUUUAAGUGGAUAGCAUCUUGUUGCUGACUCCCCAGCGAUCUUUCCCUGUCAACCGUCAAAACCAUUUAUAAUUGUAAGGAUGUUGAUUAAAUCUCCUUUUUGACGAAAGUGGAAGUAGUCUCAAGUGCUAGCAUUGAUGGUUGUCGCCUGUUUGACCAGACUGCUGAGUCGUCUGUACAGCAACACAUUUACAAUGGGACCAGAGCCAGGUUUUCUGUUACUGUAUUUUUUUUUAUGUCACUUCUCAUUAAGUUGCAGAGAUGAGUGAGUGACUAUCUUCAGUGUGCUGGCUGUUGGAAACUGUGUGCCUGGAUAAGGGUCUGUAUGUUCCUGUACUCCCUGGCCUGUGCAUACAGGACAUUGUAAGGGAAUGUUCAGAAUUUACUUACAAUGGAAUUUUAUGAUUGACAGUCCCUGAGCCAACACAGAAUAUAUGAUUCUGAAUAAUAUCACAGGGCAUUGAAACUAGUGGAUAGAUUUUUCUGCUUUGUUCCCAGCAUAAGACUCAUAUGCAGUUUGACUUCCCAAUGUGGAAACUGCCUGAUUUCCAUUCCUGUUGAUCUCAAGAGACUGUGUUUUACUGUAUUUUAAUAUAGAUAACAGGGUCGGCAUGUUCACCAUUUGAUAUACCUGUGCUUUACUGUCCAUUCCCCCUCUUUCACCCACUCCCUACAGUAUGAAGUGAUAUAUUACAAAUUUUGAACUCUCUAAUCUUCCAAACUCAUGAUCUCUACAUUCUAGAAGGACAAGGGCAGCAGAUACAUAGGAACACCACCACCUGCAAAUUCCAAGCCAUGCAGCAUUCUUACUUGGAAAUACACCAUCAUUCCUUUACAAGUCAAAAUCUCGGAACUGCCUCCCUAGCAGCCCAGCAGGCGAAUCUAUAACAAAUGGCUGGCAAUAGUUCAAGAAGGCAACUCACCAUCACCUUCUCUGGGGCAAUUAGGGAUUGCCACAUCUCAUGAACGAGUGAAAAAAACUAUCAUUAUAACAAAGGCACUUUGAUACACCACUCCUAAGGUAAUGAUAACAUAUUCAUCCAGGUCAGAGUCAGGGAUCACUCAAUGCAGCAUUGAGUACUUCAUUAGUUAUGAAGAGACUAUCAUUUUUCGCCACCCCUAGUGCUCAGAAGCCCCUUCUGUGAUGUGUACCUGACAUUUGAGUGCAAAGUAAGCCAGAAUUUGUCCUCGUCAAUGUUGGAAUGUUGUGCUGGGCAGAGAUUGCUUUCUUUGAGUGGCAUCAUUUGGGCUCUUGCCAUGUGAUGCAGAUUGCCAUUCUGGCACCUUGUGAUUUGCAGUGUGCCUGCAUUUCACACACUCGGGCCAUUCUUAAUCUCUCAGUGAAACCAACGGCCACAGUGGUAUGUCUGAACUUGUUUCAAUGUUUCUUGAGAUUUCUCAUGACCACUCGCUUCACAGUGGCCCCAUGCUGCUGAACUGCACUGAUCUUACAACAAUGGAAACCGAACUGGGGCCUCCUGUAGCUUGUAGAAGUAUUUACACUUAAAUUUUGUGGCCCAUCUUAUUUGCAUAUCCACUGAAGCAGUGAUGGAGGCUUACAGUCAUAACAGCACAGGAGUCGAUUUAGCCUACUGAGUGCCUGCCUCUCUCUAUACACCAAUCCAGUCAUUCCCAUUCCGUCUGUGUAAACUGGGAGUAACCUGCUGGGGAAAAUAGGUUUGCUAGUUGAGGACUGCAGCUGUAAUGCUGCUUGGCUCACUUGGGUGACUGGAAAAGCCUUGUUAACUAGAGUCCAGUACCACGUACCAUAUCAGGUCACUUUACAAGAAUAUGUAAAGCAGGAGAAUCUGACAGAGGCAAUCAACAAGGGACAAGGGACAGAAUACAGACCAGGAGGAAGGUGCAACAAUUCCUUAGAAUCCCAUCUGUAACACUUCCACAAUGGAGGAGAACAGAAGGCCAACAAUGCAAGGUAGCCAUGGCAGCAAACCUCACCAAUCUCUCUUGCUACGUAGAGUAAGGUGUAGAGGCAUUGAAUGCCAACUUUCUCAUGCCCAGCUCUCCAAUACACCAUCGGUGUUCCAUUUCAAAGACAUGAUCAGAGCAGACAAGGAGCCAGACCUUUCAUUCUAACAUUCCCUGGGCAUAAGCGCAUUUCUUGUCCUCUUAAACAGUAAAAACGCUGCACAUAUGACUCUUCAGAGUACAUUCUCAGCAGACAUAUCUCAUGAGUCUACAGCUAUUAUUUGUGAUAUUGGAGAAUCUUUCACUUCAGUGUAAUUUGCAACAGACCUGCUGCCACCAAUGCCCACACCCCAACCCCCAACAAAACCCACCCACCCACCCCACCCCCCUGCACGCACGCACACGCGCACACACACGUACACACACACACAUAUGAAGUAUCAAGAAUCUAAAGGCUUCAUGCCAGAGCUCCACAGAAGAUGAUUGAGUAGUGACGAUAAGGAAGCAACUCAACAUCAUUCCAACGACAUUGGUUCAUUGUCCCUGGUGACCCUGUCAUGUUUGUCAUCUAUCAGGGUGGACAAGAUCCAAGGCCUUGUCAAUGACAAUUCUCUCUGCCUGCUACUGCCCUCUGUCAUGGUAGCAGCCAGUGUCAAGCUUCCAGCCUCCCCCCUCAGGAGGAGGGGGCACCAUGCUCUCUAACAAAAGUUCCAAAGGUGCAGAGAGAAAAGGCUUGUUGUCUGGAGGCCAAUGCCAUGACAGGAAUAAUCAAUAAUCCUCCCUUGAUACCGAUUGCAACUCAGAAUAGUUGGGGCGACUAAGACACAAUAUACGGAAAGAGUAGAUUGGUUUGUGUUUACUUUAGACGUUGUUACAAUAAACUAGAGCAUGUCCUUACGUUGUGCUUUCCAAGUCCAGAGGAAAGAAUACACUUACUGGGAUAAAAGCCAAAUACUGGAAAUCUGAAAGAAAAACAGAGCAUUGGAGAAACUCAGCAACAUCUGUGGAGAGAGAAAGAGUCAGCAUUUUGAGUUCAUUAUGACAAAGAAGAGUCUUGAUGGGCUUCACGUUAUCUCUGUUUUUCUCUCCAUGCGUGCUACUGGACCUGCUGAGCUCCUCCAGGAUUUUCUGUUUUUAUACACUGGCUAGAUGCUGGCUUAUUCAAUCCGGUGAUGGCUAUUAGUUCAGCCAUUUCAGGGCAGUGAGCUGAUGUGUUCAGUGUUGCACAAUUCUGGGAUAUAAGGGACGUCCCUUGUCUGGAAAUGGGAGAAAAGGGAUGGGCACCAUCAUUGACGUUCCAUCCCUUUAAUGAAAAGGGAUGACAAUAAUGGGAUUUGCUCUGGUGCAUCUUGCAGUAGCCACUAAUGACGUCUUCAGCCAAGGCCUUUGUGAUGCUGCCCUCCACAUCAUUUUUCUGAAACCUCUCCAGCAAUGACCAAACAUAGACAGAAGCUUUUGAGUUCACACAACCGGCAACCAUUGUGUUUGACAGGAGACUGAGAAUCCCAACAGAGCACCGUCCCAUUAUCCGAGCACGUGGUGGCCAUUUGGUUGCGUCUCUUGUGCCUUCAGUGAAAUUCUCCUCACCAAGAUCCUCAUAGCCCGUGUUGCCAUUCCAUGGGGCAGCAAUAAAAAUGUAUAAUGGAGUUCUUACUUUGCAAAUCUUCCCUUCAGCGCUCCUCCAUAAAAUUGAACGUGAUUGCGCAAAUAGCGGUUCCACAUUCUCCUUGGAACCCUGCAAACUGGGUGCAAGAUGGAAUGAAGGCGGGUUUGUAAUUCUCCCUGUGGGACGCACAGUUAGAAACAGUAAGGAUCAUCGACUGCGCUGCGCAGAAUACUUGAGGGAAAAAAGAACGUGUUUUUGACCAUUUGCAGAGAUUUUUACUAAACAUCUCCACACGAUGUUGCAUCUCAUACUCUUCACCUGCUCCUGUCUUAGCUAAUUCUGACAGCAGCUGUAUCUUAUGGAUUUUCGGUCUGAUUUACCCAGAGUGCCCUGUGAGUUUAAAACCAAACUCAGUUGCCGCACAGUGAACUGCAGGGACAUAGAAACAGUGUAGGCCAUUCAGCCCCACCAUAACCUGUUCCACCAGUCAAAACUAACAAAGUGUGGAGCUGAAUGGACGCAGCAGGCCAAGCAGUAU
Messenger RNA from Stegostoma tigrinum, 9121 nucleotides. RefSeq names its product sushi, nidogen and EGF-like domains 1 (gene sned1). Gene Ontology annotation, biological process: Notch signaling pathway; cell-matrix adhesion. Gene Ontology annotation, molecular function: Notch binding; calcium ion binding. The transcript has 28 exons. Bases 111 to 3911 code for a protein of 1266 amino acids. Lineage: Eukaryota; Metazoa; Chordata; Chondrichthyes; Orectolobiformes; Stegostomatidae. The record is from RefSeq and is a predicted model, not a curated record.